Acipenser ruthenus (sterlet) is the source of this 2076-nucleotide messenger RNA. RefSeq names its product nudC domain-containing protein 3-like. Gene Ontology annotation, biological process: protein folding. Gene Ontology annotation, cellular component: cytoplasm. The record is from RefSeq and is a predicted model, not a curated record. The transcript is spliced from 6 exons. NCBI's taxonomy places the organism in Eukaryota, Metazoa, Chordata, Actinopteri, Acipenseriformes, Acipenseridae. Bases 1 to 1110 code for a protein of 369 amino acids.
AUGUCUUCUCAAGCGCUCAUGACGGAUCUGUACGACCCGGCGCUGCUGGGGAUCCUGCAGCACGUCGGAGACAUCCAGAAUUUCCUGCAGGUUUAUUUCGGGUUUCUGUACCGAAAAACCGACUUUUACCGACUUCUGACGAGUCCAGCCGACAAAAUGGGCUUCCCUCCCGGCAUAGCCGAGAAAAUGGUGCUCAAGACCUUCAAGGCUUUCGAGAGGGUGGCGCUGCAGGACCACGAGAGGAGUGUGCGGGAGGCGGAGGAGAGGCUGAGGAAGCAGCAGCAGGAGGAGGAGAGGAGAGCAGCGCCCCCUGCAGUGGGGGAGGAGGAGGUGGUGGUGGAAGUGGAGUCCACAGCCGAGGAGUCUGAACUGGAGCAGGAGAAACCAGUACAGGCAGAGCCCCAGUCCCACUCCCAGUCAGAACAGCCGCCCAACCCUGCAGCCAGUGCCAGCGGCGACCAUGACACCUCCGGGACACAAGGGGGCGCUGUCUCAUCCCAGCCACUCAAGCCAGACGCAGCCAACCCAGAACAGGAUCAGGAGCUGUUCCAGGCAAACCCAGACAGCUACAACGGAGCAGUGCGGGAGAACUACACCUGGUCCCAGGAUUACACGGACCUGGAGAUCAGGGUGCCCGUCCCCAAGGACGUGGUCAAGGGACGGCAGGUGCUGGUGGAUAUCCAGAGUGUCUCCCUGCGCGUGGCGGUGCUGGAGGGAGGCAGCGAGAGGGUGCUGAUGGACGGGAGACUCACUCACAGGAUCAACACGGAGAACUCUCUGUGGAGCCUGGUGCCCGCGGAGUGCGUCCUGGUGAGUCUCAGUAAGGUGGGGGAGUGCUGGUGGCAGGCUGUGCUGGAGGGCGAGCAGGCGAUUGACGUGAACAAGAUCAACCGUGAGCGCAGCGUGGCCACCGUGGACGAGGAGGAGCACGCCGUGCUGGACCGGCUCACCUUCGACUACCAGCGCAAGCUGCAGGGCAAGCCACAGAGCCACGAGCUGAAGGUGCACGAGAUGCUGCAGAAAGGCUGGGAUGCCGAGGGCUCCCCUUUCAAGGGGCAGCAGUUUGACCCCGCCAUGUUCGACAUCCCGCCGGGGGCCGUGCAGUUCUGAUCGCGACCAGAGGGGGGCGCUGUGGGAGCAGACCCUUGAGGGGGGGGGGGGGGGGGGGUUUAGUUGCUGCUGGUUUUGCAUUGUGAAUAAACACAUGUGGACCUGCUGCCAUGCAGAGCCCUGUUCACAGCGCUGCGAAGGCAAAUCUGCGUCGACAAGAGAAUAAAAACGUGAAUCAAACCAGGUUACCAAGAUGCACUGGGGCUGAUCAAGCUGGUAGUAAAACCUGGACUGGGUGUAACUGCUAUGCAAUAGGAGUGAUUUCCAUGCCUAUUAUUAUUAUUAUUAUUAUUAUUAUUAUUAUUAUUAUUAUUAUUAUUAGUUGUAGUAGUGUUGCAGGGAUGGAAAUAAGACUCCCAUUGCAUAGCAGUGUGAUCCAUUCCUGGUUUCACUGGGAGUUUAAUAAUAAGACACACCUGAGCUUGUUAGCUAGACACACUGGGGCUGAUCAAGCUGCUAGUAAAACCUGGACUGGGUGACACUGCUGUGCAAUAGGAGUUUUCUUUCCACGCCUAAUACUUUUUUGCAUUAAAAGUGGGGGUGUCGUGACGCACUGAUGUCACGAUACGAUACAGUAUCGCGAUAUGCAGGUCCCGCUACGAUCUGCAUCCCGAUUCAUGCCAUGAUCCUGAGCAGCUACUUGGAGGAGGAAUGAUCAGAUCAAAGCAUCAUUUAAUGAGGGAUGGUUUUGUUAAAAGACAAAAAUGAGAGAGAGAGAGAGAGAGGAUGCCUUCGUCAGUAGCAGCUAUCAAACGCAGAUUCUUCAUUCGAGAAGCGCUCUGUGAUCCACAGUGAUCCGCGCCCGUGUGUUUUUGGUCUUGUAGUUUCAAUGCAGAUGAUCCUGGUUUAUUUAUUGCUCGUUCAUUGCUUUUAAUUUUGUUUUGUUUUCUGAUUUCUGAUUUUCGUGCCUGUAAUGUAAAGAGCCAUAAAAAUCAAAAACGUGAAUAAAGUUCUUGAGGAAAUCCA